Molecule: messenger RNA, 3082 nt
Organism: Penaeus chinensis
Lineage: Eukaryota; Metazoa; Arthropoda; Malacostraca; Decapoda; Penaeidae
Product: nephrin-like
Exons: 16
Coding region: 1-2142 (713 amino acids)
Molecular function (GO): protein binding
Source: RefSeq, a predicted model, not a curated record
AUGCGCGAAGGAGCUGCUCCCGGCGGCCGCUCCUUCCAGGCAGGGUUCAGACCAAUUUAUAGCGGAUUAUGCUUCUGCCACUUCAUUAUUACUCUCAAUUCGUCGUCCCGGCGGACCCACCUGAGCCUGCACGUGGUGGAGCUCCCCGGGCAGCCCGUGCUGAGGGUGGGCGGCCAGCGCGCCACCGACGGGGUGCUGGGCCCGCUGCAGGAGGGGACCGCCCUGGACAUCACCUGCAGCGUCUCCGGAGGCGUCCCUCCGCCCAAGGUCGUCUGGAAGCGCCAGGAAAAGAUCCUGGACCCGACGGUGGAAUCCCGAUCGCUGACGCUCACCGUCAACCAGCUGAACAUCGCCCGCCUCACCCGCGCCUUCCACAACGUCCGCCUCACGUGCGUCGCGUCCAACAACAACGUCACCGCCCCCGUCGAGGCAUCCAUAACGGUCACCAUGAACCAAGCAGACCCACAUCCUCCCCCCGACCGACUGUCAGUCUCCAUUCCUGAUGAAGUAAGUUGCUUGCACUCGUCCAGUUGUCACUUGCUACUCCACGACGAUGAGUGCAUGUUCUCCGUCGAGUACAUUGUGCCUUUCCCCAGCUGUUGUGGCUACAUCUGUGUUGUGGUUGACGUCGCAAAGGAAGCCCCUUGCCGGAUGCUUUGCGCCCCUCUCGUGACCCGGCUGGAGGCGCCACCGAAGGGCCUGAGGGUCGGCAGGGAAUACGAAAUCUCGUGCAUCUCCGCCGGAUCCCGCCCGCACCCCAACAUCACGUGGACGCUCGGCAACGUAGCCUCGCUCACGCCCAUCACCGCUAUUACGGAGCACGGAGUAAACAUGAGCACCUCCCGAGUGCGCGUGACAGCCUCCCGACGGCAUCACGGCCAGCGCCUCACCUGCACCUCCCUCAACCCGCUGUUCCCCGCCUACCCCCUGAGCGACUCCAUCCUGCUUAACGUCACUUAUCCUCCCGUGGCCACGAUAGAGCUGGGCCGAGGCGUGUCGUCCGUGGUUAAGGAGGGCGAGGACAUCUACUUCAACUGCAACGUCGACUCCAACCCUCCGACUUACAAGAUAUCGUGGUACCACAAGGGACGGUCCCUUCUCCACGCCCCCGACCGCGGGCUGCUCCUCACUGGGAACAGCCUCGCCUUACGAAGUGUGACGCGGCACCAGGCGGGCCCCUACAUGUGCGCCGCCUCCAACGUCGAAGGAGACGCGCAGAGCCGCCCACUCAACCUCUCCGUUAAUUACUCCCCCGUGUGCUCCGACGACUCCAGCCCCUCCAGGGUGUACGCCACGGGGCUCGGCCAGUACAUCAACGUGACUUGCACCGUCAAGGCCUCCCCGAGCGUGGCCAAGUAUCUGUGGGCCUUCAACAAUUCCGUCACGACGGAGAGGAUACCUGGGGAUCAGGUCUUUAAAACGCCAGAGGGCGGCAGCGUCGUGAAGUUCAUCGCCCGCGCCCACCAGGACUACGGGACACUCCAGUGCUGGGCCCAGAACAGCGUCGGCCGCAUGGCGCAGCCCUGCCUCUUCCACGUCGUUCCCGCUGGGCGCCCAGACCCGCCCAUGGGGUGCUCGGUGGUCAACAAGACUUAUGACUCCCUCGCCGUGGGAUGCACGCCGGGCUUCGACGGCGGCCUCGAGCAGACCUUCCUCGCCAAGGUAUUCGAGGCCGUGACAGGGCGCAGCCAGGUCAACGUGUCCUCGCGCUGGCCCAACUUCACGCUGGAGGGACUGACGCCCGGCCUGGACUACAUCAUCCAGGUCAUGGCCAGGAACGCCCUCGGGAAUUCCGAUCCCGUCAGACUGGAGGCCUUCACCUACAAGAUGGCGGAGAACAGAAUGAGAGACGAGCAAGUGGAGGAGGAGCCCGGGGAGGAAGGGCCCGCAGCAGGAGUGCUACUGGGAAGCCUGGUGGUGGUCGUCGUGCUGGUCCUGGUGCUGGCGCUGCUGGUGCGCUGCCUGUGGGCGCGGCGCGGCCAAGAGGGACAUAGAGGCCGCGGGAAAAGCAGAGGCUACGCGCCGCCCGAGAAGCCCGGCGGGGGUCUCUCCGAUGAAGAGGAACUACAUUUUGAGGUUCCAACAAUAAGUCUGGAAGCUCACAGGGAUCCAAUAACACACAUAGCCGACCAAGCGUUGUGAAGACCGAGGCCUCGCGACAUCGAUCAUUCCAACCAGAAGCGCCGCUCACCCUUUCCAAGCUCUUUAUUAUGGGUUCCGAUGCCAUUAAGGGUUGAUCUGUUACCCGUCAUUUGUUUAUAGUUUCGUUUUCUUCGUUUUCCUUUUCACACUGAUUGUCAUUUGCUCAGACCUUCUAUAUGGUGAUGAUUUUUCUUCAUCAAUUUUUUGCUUUAUAUUUUUGGUAUUAGUAAAUUCGGUUAUUGUAGAUGAUGAAUGUGUUCUAAACAUUUUUUAUUGUGAUAACAUGCAUAUAUUUCAUACUGGAUGAAGCCCCUGGAAUUUCUAUUUUGAUUAAGUACAUUCAACCCCUAUAGACUGAAAAGCACACAGACACACACACACACACACACACACACACACACACACUCACACACACACACACACACACACACACACACACACACACACACACACACACACACACACACAAUCAGCCACAUCUUCCAACUCAUACAAAACUAACAUCCCACCAUUUUUGAAGCAGAAGGCACGUUCCCAAAGAAGAGAACACAAACAAUCACAAAUAUUUACACUCACAAGCGCAUAUACAGCAUGAAGGCGCAAUGAAUAUUAUAUUCAACGCUAACGCAAACACGCACACCUUCUCGGUCACACACUUUCUCUCGCUCAGUAUGUGUUUUUGACGCAAAAGAUCUUUCAGCUGAAGGAAGGGUAAGUGUAGGCCUACGUCAUUUCAGCCCACUGUCUGAAGGUCAUCUAACUUGUCAUAAUUGAUGUAUUGUAAUGUACUGUAAUCCCAUAUUUUCUGUACCGCUUAAGUAUAAUUUCAGUGGAUAUACCCAGAGAAGAAAAGAACGUGUUGAUGUUAUACUUUCCAAUCUUUUGGAUUUGUUUUUUUCUAUAUGUGGCUAGAACAUGAUUAAAUAUGUAUUUUGCUAUA